Messenger RNA from Paramecium tetraurelia, 1323 nucleotides. RefSeq lists its product as uncharacterized. Gene Ontology annotation, molecular function: protein binding. NCBI's taxonomy places the organism in Eukaryota, Ciliophora, Oligohymenophorea, Peniculida, Parameciidae. The record is from RefSeq and is a predicted model, not a curated record. The transcript is spliced from 3 exons.
AUGUCUCGUAUAUUCGAAAGAGUAGAUAGAGAGACCUUGUUGAGAGACGAACAAUUGAAGGAUGUAUUACUCAAGAUAAGGGAAAAAGUAUUAUCAGGACAUAUCGUAGAGCUGAAGACACUUAGUAGUGAAAUAGACAGAAUGUCUCGAGACGAAAAACAAUUAGUUCCCAUCACAGGCAGAACUGAACUUGAUGGACUCAUCACUAAUCCUGAGCGAGAGAACGCUGCUUUGCUUGAUCAAUCUUUUUCUAAGAAGAUCUAAGGGCCCCUCAAUACGCUGACUUAAUUAAAUUAGCAUUAACAAUCUCAUAGCGAAUCUGAAUUUUCUCAUCAAUCCUUCUAUAGUGAUGAAGAACCUUGGAAUAUUGAUUACAUCAAUACUAACCUUGACUCUGUAGAACGAAGUUUGAAUUGCGACAAUUCCCCCAGUGUUGUCAUAGCUCUCAAGGCAUUAUUUGAGCAAAUCAGACUCCUCUUCAUCAAGAAUGUCAACAAGAAAGAAUUCACGCACAAAUACAUCGUUUUGGCAUUGCGUUGUCUAUAUAUCUUAGGAAAUGCCAUGAAAGCACAAGGUAAUUACUAACAUGCAAUUUUGUAUUAUGAAAAUUGUUUAACUAAGUUUACAAUCAAUGAACCAACUUUUAAGGGUAAACUUUUAAUAGAAACAGGUAAAGCUUGUUUCAUUUCAAAAAACUUUUAGAAAUCUCAACAAUACUAUUAUGAUGCAUUAUUGCAUUACGAAUAACUUAAUUGGCGUCUUGACAUUGCGUAUGUUCUGACAUUGCUGUCUAGACUGAAUGGAUGGAUGAAAAAUCCCGAUGCUGCCAGUAAAUUGUGUUAUGAAAGCUUAGCUAUAUAUCGAGAUUAUCUCCCUGAAGAGGAUGAACGUAUUGCUGAUACAUAUUUCAUCUUAGCUGAAUUAGCAUAUCUCCGUAAGGAUUAUGAUGCCGCAUUUUAAUUUGCUGAACAAUCUCUUCAAAUCCAACAAUCCAAAAACAAUAACGAAUAUUAUGGUACUAACUAAGAAUUGAAACCCCAAUCGUCACCCAUAUACAAUUUGCUCGGAAUCUUGUAUGCCAACACCAACGAUUACAAACAAGCGUAGAAGUACUUCCACAAUGCCUUUUAAUGUGGGAGAUAGGAAACCCUAAAGGCAGCGCAAAUACUCAUGAACUGGGGGAUUAUGCAGGCUUUGGAAUGCAAUUCAGAAUUAGCACAAAAAGGCAUUUUGAAGGCCAAACAAAUAUCCUAAGCCUUCCAAAAUAAUAGUGAUUGGUCCCAGAGAUUAGAUAGGAAUUACUAAGAAUUAUUAUUAUAAUGA